Effrenium voratum is the source of this 735-nucleotide messenger RNA. NCBI's taxonomy places the organism in Eukaryota, Dinophyceae, Suessiales, Symbiodiniaceae. The record is from the annotation of a GenBank genome assembly.
AUGGAGCCGGUACGGCUGCAGCGCGGCCUGGAGGCUCUACGCGCGCUGGCGCUGGCGCAGCCCGACACCGCGCAUCCGCCGCACGUGCCGCAAGUGGCGCCGAAUGGCGCCCCGUGCGCGCCGGAGGCGGAGCGGGCAGCUCAGCUGCAGGCGGCUUUGGAGGACUUCGGCCGGCACAAGGCGCGGCUGCGGCGCUUGCAGCGCUUGCGGGCACAGAAGCAGGCGGAGCUGCAGCGGGAGACUUUGGCCUCAGAGGACAGCGCCCAAGCGGUCAACGAGGCCCUAGCGCAAGCCCAGCAAAUGCUGCGGGAGAUCUCAGAGCCCGAGGAGCUGCGAGUCUUGCGGAGGGAGGUGGCGCACCAGGCACAGGAGCUGCAAACCCUCGCGGAGGUCGCUGCGCGGAUCAUCGGCAUGGCGCAAAAUGGGGGGCUGAAGAUGCGGCCUGAAGUGGAGAUGGAUGACAUGCCCUUGAACACCGAGCUUGAGGCGCAGCAGGAGAAGUGCAUCAUCAACGACGAGGGUCUGAUGCUGCUUUGCGGUGCCAAGGUCUUGCUCUGCUUGAGCCUCCCUUUGGUCCAGCUCUGUGUGGUGGUGGCUGCGCAGGUCUACCUGGGUGAGAGCGCCUGGAAUGCGGCCAACCUCACCUUCCAGGAGCGGACCUGGCAGCACUACAUGCAUAGCCUGAGCCGCUUCGCGCUAGAGCGGCCUUUGUCGCUGGCCUGGCUCUACGUGUAA